This is a messenger RNA of Athalia rosae (coleseed sawfly), 1541 nucleotides long. Its product is annotated as major royal jelly protein 1-like. Gene Ontology annotation, cellular component: extracellular region. Lineage: Eukaryota; Metazoa; Arthropoda; Insecta; Hymenoptera; Athaliidae. The transcript has 6 exons. The record is from RefSeq and is a predicted model, not a curated record. Bases 181 to 1458 code for a protein of 425 amino acids.
AAGCGAGUGAAAAUCGAAUUUAAUUCGAAUCCUCAGACGAGAAUUAAGUUUGUCCAGCAAACAUUAGAAUUUUGUCGAAGAGGAUAUAAUCGGCGGUGAAACGCGAUUUGCGCGACACAAGAACGGUGAACCUGACGCCCGACGAUACUAUAAAUAAGGGUGAACUAGAAACCACCGAAAAUGCAGUCGUGGUUGACACCGACAAUUCUGUCGGCGUUUCUCGCCCUCUCGAUGGGCGCCCAACUGAAAACGGAGUACGAAUGGAAGUACUUCCAGUACAAGUUAGAUAAUUAUUCACCGGAACAGUUGAACAGGAUGUACGACUACCGUACCCUGAUUCCAACCGAUUUUCUUCGAGUGUCAGCGAACAAAACCCUCGUAGCGACGCCGCAGAUCCAUCACGCAAACCGGAUCGCGAGUUUGUCUCGUAUCUCGAGCGAGUCCGGCGACAGCGGUCCUCUGCUGGAGCCCUAUCCUUCCAAGGAGUGGCAUUCGACUUUUGGAUUUUUCCACUGCCCGAAAAUCACCAGUGUCACCAAAAUAUUCAUGGACGACUGCAACAGGAUCUGGGUGGUGGAUUCAGGUAAAGUGAAGAAUUCCCAAGUAUGUCCGCCUCAAAUUUUGGCCUUCGACGCCGAUACCGACGAAUUGGUCGAGAAAGUCCGCAUUCCGUGGAAAUUGGCUCACAGCUCCAAGAACAGGAGACGAGGACGACUCGAGGUUCAGUUCGUAGAGACGAAAGAUUCGUGCUCGAAGACUUGGGUUUACAUCGGCGACCCCGAGGGAUACGGGAUGGUGAUCUGGGACGGAGAGGACAUUUGGCGUCUAGAAAACGACGAGAUCUACGGACCGGACAAUACAGCGACAACAUUCAACGUGGAUGGACAAGAAUUCGAUCAGGAACUCGGAGCUUCGAUAUUCGUCAUUGUUCCACCGGGACUCCUUCACGAAGAUUACAUGCUGCUCAGACCCCUGUCUUCUCUGUUCGAUUACGCGGUGAAGGUCGAUGAUUUGCACAAUUCCAAAGACGGUAAACCUGUGACUUACUACAAGGGCAACAUCACCCUACCGAGUCAGGAACUGACGAGAUCCAUCGCGAAGUCGGGUACCCUUAUCGGAGCCGUCGCCUCGGAUGCGGCUGUCGCGUGUUUGCAUCUUGAAAAUCCUCUGGCGUUGGAACACAUCGCCAUGCCCAUACUAGAUAAGGUCUCUCUGCAGUACACAGUCAGCAGUCAAAUCGUCCAAGGCAAAGGAGGCCAGGCGGAAAACGAGGAGUAUUGGCUGUUGUCGAAUCGUUAUCAACGAUUCGCCACGGAUACCGUGAACUUUGAUGAAAUCAACUUCAGGAUCAUGUCGGUGAACGUGGCCGAACUGGUCAAAGGCACAGCUUGCGAAUCGGUCAGCGCUCCCGAAGUAUCCGCUAUCGAAGACAAGUUCUUCUUCAGGAUGAACAAUUGAAAUGGAUCAUGCGGAUCAUAGGAAUUAUUAUGCUUUCGCCCCUUAUGUGAAAAAUUGAAAUAUGAAUAAAAUUAUCGAAAAUA